AUGGGUUUAAAAGACCUAUCAUAUCCAUCUGAUUCGUUAGUUGGAGUUCAAGGAGAUGUUCGAUCAGCUUUUGGAUCAAACAAUGCUAUAGCAAAUGGCUCGCAACCUCGAAGUCUUCGAACUGAUCUAUUAUUUGCUGCUGAUUCUGUUACAAACGCUAUGUCAACCUUAGUAAGAGAACUUAAUUCAGGUUCCGAUGAUGAAGACUCUCAAAAUAUUCGUAAACCUCUAGAUUACAAUCGAGACUGUGACAAUGAUUAUUCACCAGUUUCACAUUUGUCCAAAAAUAGAAUAUUGACGGGAGAGUUUAAAGAUAAUCAGGCAGAUAGAAAUAAAUCUGGAAAAGUUGGUCUUGGAAAUGGAACACAAUAA
Ctenocephalides felis (cat flea) is the source of this 372-nucleotide messenger RNA. RefSeq names its product dystrobrevin alpha-like. The transcript is spliced from 6 exons. The record is from RefSeq and is a predicted model, not a curated record. NCBI's taxonomy places the organism in Eukaryota, Metazoa, Arthropoda, Insecta, Siphonaptera, Pulicidae. Bases 1 to 372 code for a protein of 123 amino acids.